UCGAGUCCAAUAUAAAAAAAUAUAAAAGUAUAAUUCAAUGUGAAGUGAGUGAUAGUGAAGAACAUAAGUUGCAGGAAGUAAGAGAACUAAUUAUUCCUGAUGCAGUGCCAUCCACAUCGGCAGGUCGUUUAGGCAUUUUCCAACAAUUACAACUGUUGAUGAACGGCCAAAAGGAGCUGCUUGGCGAAAUAAAAGAAGUUAAACAGCGGCUUGAAAAAGUUGAAGAAAAUCAAAAUAAUAUUCUUUCAAAUCAAAGCUUGCUCAGCAUUGGCCAUGCGACUUUAGUCACCAACCAACAAAAUAUUGCUGAUAGCUUAGAGCGCAUCGAGUCAUCUGACAUUUCGAAAGCAGAAUUUAUGGCCCAGAGGCGAAUAAUAAUGGAGGCAAAGGUAUCCAUUAAAAAUGUAGAGGCAUCGGUGUGCAGCAUGACAGGAGGAACGACUGACACCAAUUUGGAGCAAAUCGCCGGCAUGCUCCCUCUAAACACAGUUGCGGAUGUCAAAGAAGUGGAGGAUAAAUUAAAAUUGCCAGAUUUCGCCAUUGCAAUGGUAACAAAUUUAUAUUUAAAAUUUAAUAUUUGA
This is a messenger RNA of Calliphora vicina (urban bluebottle blowfly), 581 nucleotides long. RefSeq lists its product as uncharacterized. Lineage: Eukaryota; Metazoa; Arthropoda; Insecta; Diptera; Calliphoridae. The coding region runs from base 159 to 581 and encodes 140 amino acids. The record is from RefSeq and is a predicted model, not a curated record. The transcript is spliced from 4 exons.